Plutella xylostella (diamondback moth) is the source of this 4393-nucleotide messenger RNA. RefSeq names its product neutral sphingomyelinase (gene nSMase). The record is from RefSeq and is a predicted model, not a curated record. Gene Ontology annotation, molecular function: sphingomyelin phosphodiesterase activity. NCBI's taxonomy places the organism in Eukaryota, Metazoa, Arthropoda, Insecta, Lepidoptera, Plutellidae.
UGUUUUCAUUUUCAGUUCAGACUUUCAGACUUAAUUUUUCAUGAAAUUAGAUAAAUUUUAUUCUUCAUGCAAUAAUUAAGCAGCCUUGGUGGAGACUGGUGCAAAUAUUCCUUUGUAGCGCUAAUAAUUUAUUUAAAAUGGAUUUUCCUUUGAAUAUUUUUACUUUAAAUUGUUGGGGCAUUCCUGGCAUUUCAAAGAACCGUAAAGAAAGAAUAGAAGCGAUUGCCAGCUACCUGCGUGACAGCAGACACAACAUUGUGUGCCUUCAAGAGAUAUGGAGUGAAGAUGACUAUUUGUACCUCAAGGAACAACUCAAAGAAACACUCUCUUUCUCACAUUAUUUCUACAGUGGAGUCCUGGGCUCCGGUCUGUGUGUGUUCUCAAAAUGGCAGAUCCAGGAUGUGUUCUUCCAUCAGUGGCCUCUGAAUGGAUACAUCCAUAAGGUACACCAUGGGGAUUGGUUUGGGGGUAAAGGAGUUGGUCUCUGCCGCAUCAAAUAUGCUGACAAGAUCAUCAAUGUCUAUUGUACCCAUUUGCAUGCUGAGUACCAUGAAGAUGACAUCUACUUGGCACACCGAGUCCUGCAAGCAUACUCAACUGCUGAAUUUGUCAACAUCACCAAAGCCCCAGCAGAUAUAUCUAUAUUAGCUGGGGAUCUGAAUGCUGGGCCUGGUGAUUUGUCAUUUAGGCUAAUAAGUGAACUGCCAGCACUUGCAGACCCGUAUGAUCUGGACUAUGCAUGCGGGGACCCCAGUGUCAGGCCUGCAUCAGGCACCAGCGACAGCGCCAACAACAGCUACUCCAAUCCCAAGAUGGUGGAAAAGUGCCCUGAUGGGAAGAGGAUUGACCACAUCCUGUUCCAUUGCAGGCCUGAUUGGAAGGUGCAAGUGGAAAACUUCGGCAAUCCCCUAGAGGACAGAGUGCCUGGACAGACGUUCUCAUACUCCGACCAUAACGCUGUGUGCUUGCAGUUGCGACUUCAGCCUUCACAAGGAAAAUCUAUCAAUACUAGCGAUAAGGCAUCCCCGUAUCAAGCUAUAUUAGACGCUAUAACUGUCUGCGAAGACGCUACCCUCACCAUAAAAAGAUCCAAGAAAGUUUACCUAACCUGGGGUGGGCUGUUAUUUAUGUUUCUCAUAGGAACUGUAGGCUUUUGGCCGAACAAUUUACUAUGCGAUGUCAUAAAGAUUGGUAUGACGGGUUUGUGCUUCUACAGUAUUGUGAUGGGUUCGUUGUGGAACCAGAUAGAGUUGAAUAGCUUGAAGGCAGGGCUGACGGGACUGGAAUAUUCCAAGUUAUGUCAGUCCGAAUCUGAAACGUCAGAGAAAAAGCACUUGCAUUCGGCGUGCUCAGAGAUGUCUCUCUUCACAUCAGACACAUCCCACAUGGCGAGGAAGGAGCCGAGACACGAGGGCGUCGGGUCCAGCGGAGACACGUACGCUGAUGUGAUGUCAUCCAAAGGUGAAACUGAAGCCGAUUCAGGCACUGUGUCGCCUAAUCUUUCUACAGGCAAAAGUGAUCAGAUUCCCACAACGCCAGUCAUUAAAGAGGAGAACCCAAAAAGAGGCGGCACAGUUCUGAAAUGCAACAGUUGCAACAGUUUCACGACGUUCAGCAGUCGCUCCCUGUCCACCCACAUGGCGCAGUGUUCCCCCGACAACAACAACGUGGCGGCACAGAAUGCGGAGCCGCGGCCUCACAGGAAGCUCUUCGAGUGCGAUGUCUGCAACAUGAAGUUUUCGAACGGCGCGAACAUGCGCCGUCACAAAAUGCGGCACACAGGGGUUAAACCGUACGAGUGUCGCGUGUGUCAGAAGAGAUUCUUCCGCAAGGAUCACUUGGCUGAGCACUUCACUACGCAUACUAAAAGCUUGCCGUACCAUUGCCCUAUUUGCAACCGCGGGUUCCAGCGGCAGAUCGCGAUGCGCGCGCACUUUCAGAACGAGCAUGUGGGUCAGCACGACCUCGUCAAGACGUGCCCUCUGUGCAGCUACCGCGCGCAGACAAUGAAGAGUCUACGGGUGCACUUCUUCAACAGACACGGCAUAGACCUCGACAACCCAGGUCCAGGGAACAACUCCGUAUCUCUUCUAGCCGCGGGCAUAGCCAACGCUGCAUACGCCGACGGGUCAAUGGACGCCAGCGCUAUCAGUGCCCUCGGGGCUCUAAGCUCCGGGCUCUCAGUCUCAGUGGCAGCGGCCUACUCUGACAGUGGAGACAGCAACGGAGCCAGAUCCGUGGACAAUGCGACCCCGCCCAUGCACUACUUGACACCGCACGUGGAGAUCUCAAUGGCGGAUAAUAACGAAACGUUCUCGCCUGGGCAGUCCAACCAUCAUGGGAAUUCUGGAUCGGAAUCGUGCAUGAACGGGUCGGGCCCGCGCUCGCCGCAGUCCGGCGACAGCGCCGUGGCCAGCAGCUCGCUGCCCGCCGGCGUGCCCGCCAGCAUCACGCCCUCCAUCACACUCAUACCCAUCAAGCAGGAGCCCAACAACCAAGACGACUCGGGUAACGGUGAUCGCGACGGCGAUGGCGAAGCCAACGGGGACAAGCGCAACGUCUCCUCGAGUCUGUCGUCCAUGAUCAAGGUAUCCCCAUUGAAGAGCUUGCUCAGGGAGGAUCUGCGGCGCCGCAUCUCCGCUAGAGGGCGCGCCAGGGGAUCUAAUAGGGCUUCACCAUCGGAAGGCGGCGUUAUCACAUCGACGCAUGGCGACGCCGCUCUCCUGCCCGCCUCACUCGUCUGCACCUUCUGUUCCAUCACGUUCCCGGACUCCACGCUCUACUUCUUGCACAAGGGCUGCCACUGCGACUCCAACCCGUGGAAGUGCAACAUCUGCGGCGAACAGUGCUGUAACGUGUACGAAUUCAACUCGCAUCUGCUCAGCAAGAGCCACCAAUGACUGUUUGCCGGGGGGCCGCUCGACAGCCACUGACGAGCGGGUUCGGCGACGCACUAUCACGUAACUGCACACACGCGUAGUACGUACGUAGCACUUCGAAGGUACUUCACCGUUUCCGUUCGUUUGUAAGUUUUACAGCGCUGGUAGACGCGUUCACUUUCUGUUAGCCUAACUCUUUCGACUAUUUCACUUUAAUUGUAGGUAACUUAUUAGGUAAUGUGCACUUAGUGAGGUGGAAGUGACUUCGACUUUGCUAUACGCUGAACGUCCCCCCGAAGGCACUUUUGAUAGAAGUGCAAAAUCAAGUUAUUGGUGGUUGUAGUGGUUUUAUAAACCAUUUUUUUAUUUAUAUGGUUAGCUUAGAAAUUAUACACAUUUGGGUUUAGUUUAAUGAGAUGGUGGAUAUUUAAAUUAAAACAUAAUAUUAUUUAAAAAUUUAACUUAUUAAAACAUCGAGAUUAACAUAAUCUAAUUUGAACAUUUAUACAUUCCAAAUUGAGACUAUACAUUCCGUAAUGUGAGAUUUAUACAAUGCACCAUUGCGUAGUAAGAUUUGAGUCUUUGGUGGGGAAUAAGGUGACUACUUACUUGUUGAGGACGUAUCUCAAAGAAGUUAUAUUAUUUCGUACUUAAUUAAAAACUGUUAAAAUGAUACCUAUAGAGUAUUUUUGGUGCGAUAGUGAAUUUUACAAACUUUUAUUGUAACCUAAUUACGAGAGUGUACAAAUUAAUAUAUUUUUACAUAUUUUUCCCUGUUUAAAAAAUAUAAAAGGCAUAGCCUAUUUAAAAUCCGUGAUUUAUGAUUAUUGUGAUUUUGUAGAGAGACGUGAAUUUUAAAUUCUACAUUCCUUUUUAUUAUUUAUUUUUCUCUUUUAAAUGCAUGUAAUGCAAGUCCACGACUAAGGUGUUAAAUGUAGUUAUAUUUUUGUUGUUCGUGUUUGUUCUUAUUUCAGAAAAUGUACUUAAUUUUUUUCGCUGUGUCUCGUUAUAAAACAAUGUUUUUAUUUAUGUAAAGUAAACUUCAAUUGAGCCAGUAUAUUUAUAAAUAUUGCUCAAUCAAGCUCAAUGAAUCAGUAAAGAGCAUCCAAGUUUUUUAUCACGCACAAAAGCAUAAUACAUACUUCGAUUGUCUAACUCAGACAUAAACUAUUAAAAAUACAGUACACGGUGUCCAAACACAUACUAAUACAAGAUUGAUGGCCUGAAGUGAAAAUUACAGUUUAUAUAAUACGAAUAAAAUAAUUAUAUAUUGUGUGCUGUUAAAAUAGGUUUUGUUAGAUAUAAUUAGAAUUAAGAGGAAAUAUGUACUUAUUUCAUGUGGUACUCGUAUUUUUCAUUGCUUUACUUGCGUAAUUGGUCAGAGGAGUUCCAUCUUUACUUUUUAUUUAAAUUUGACGUUAUUUACAUUCCUUUAGUUAAUUAAGAAAGUACUUAUUAUCGGUUGUGGUCUUGCCUGUUAAGUUUUACAAAAUUGACUUAGAUGGAACUUAAGG